Messenger RNA from Sebastes umbrosus (honeycomb rockfish), 2160 nucleotides. It is a transcript of the gene rflnb, whose product is annotated as refilin B. The transcript is spliced from 3 exons. The record is from RefSeq and is a predicted model, not a curated record. Gene Ontology annotation, molecular function: filamin binding. Gene Ontology annotation, cellular component: actin filament bundle. NCBI's taxonomy places the organism in Eukaryota, Metazoa, Chordata, Actinopteri, Perciformes, Sebastidae. The coding region runs from base 404 to 1018 and encodes 204 amino acids. Gene Ontology annotation, biological process: actin filament bundle organization; skeletal system morphogenesis; negative regulation of chondrocyte development.
GAUGUGAUCUGAAGGCCCCUUUGAGGGAGCAGAAGUUUGAAGAGGAGCCGCGGGCAGCAGCAGGACCUCCUCACAUCCUCUCAGUCUCAGCUCUAAAGAGGACAAACUAUCAUCUCUCUGCUGCACAACCAUUCACCUUGUGUUAUGCUUUGGUAUUUUUAAUGUCAAAGUAAAAGGACAGCUUUUAAUUUUCGUGUUUUCAAGCCUUUUGUGUGACUGGAUCACCGCGGAGUUGAUGAUCUUUCCAGCGGGCAGAGGUGCGUCCUGUCCGGGGAGAAGUUAGCAGCAACACACUGUGGGGACUUUUUUUGCAACAAACUCAAAAAGGAAAUUGCAACCUGGAAGUAUAUUUCUCUCUGUGUCGUAAUCUGGUCGCUGGACUUUUGCAACUUUUCAACCAGAAAUGGUUGGCAGGUUGAACUUGCCAAAUGCAUGUGAAGGAGAGCCGCUGGAUAUGAGCUGCAGGGCUGAUCGAGGACUUGACAGUCCGGACUCCGGAUUACCCCCCAGCCCGAGCCCCAGCGCCUGGCUGCUGCUGCCGGGCGCUGCGGAGAAAGCCGGGGCUGUGAGCCCGGUGUCCGAGGACGAGGAGAGGGGCUCCCUGGUUCGAGUUUUACCCACCGGAUCUUUCCAGCAGCUCCACCCAUUGUCCUUUGGGGAAGGCAUAGCAUUUGAUCCAUUACCAGCUAAGGAAAUAAGAUACACCUCAUCCGUGCACUACGACUCGGACCGCCAUUUCAUCCAAGGCGUGGCCCUGCAGCCUACGGGCCAAGGCCUUGAACACUGCAUGCAGACCAUCAUGGCCGUGCCCCACAGUACCUGGCGCCACUACAAGACACAGCUGGAGUUCCAGCCUCGCCAUCGGCCGCAGCGCUUCAAGAGCACCACCAUCGUCUACCCCAAGAAAACCAGCGCCCUCUUCACCACGGAGCUGAGCUACGACUGCCACCGGCUAUCCAAACGUUUCCUCUCCAGCGUGGAGCUGGAGGCGGCCGGUCGCAGAGAGCCACCUCAGUGAGGGAGGAGGACACACAGCCCAUAUAUACUCUAGCUCCCCCACAAGGCUGGCUGCCAUUGACCUGCUGUGCUGUCUUUAUACAGUUGUGUAUCUUUUUAAGUACCCUUCCUAAGCUGUGGACAGGAAGCACCUGUGCUUUGAUGUUACAGCUAUCAGAGAUGGCAAGGCAUGGACAAAGUGGGUAAAAUAUCCACUCAGUCCCAUGUCUCCAUGUUUAUAUUCCUGCCAAUGGAUGAUCUAUCAGUUGGAAUGGAUAUUUCAUUAAAUGCUUCACUUUGCUUCUUGUUGGUUUUCCAGAGGCACGCCUCCUAUUUGACACGUAUAGAAUUGACUCGUACGGACUGAGAUGAGGAGAAUAGCUGUUUGCCCUCAGCAGUCUCUCCUCAUGUCACAUCAAGUUGGUCAAGGAUGCAGAGUGAUUGGUUUUAAAUUUGAAUUGUGAGGCCUGCCUCGGUUCAAUUUGUUUUUAAUCCUAGAGAAGAGUUGUUUGAAAACUGCUAACUUAGAACAUGGUUCAAAGUGACUCGUAUGUAAGGCAGAGGGAAGGAAAAUGAAAUGUGGUGCUAGAGUUUGGAUGCAUGCUAAGAAAUCACUAAUUUAUCCAUACUGUACAAAGGAUGUGAUGAAAAUACUUAACACGUGUUUUGUUUCUUCACAGGGUAUUGUGUGUUUCUGCACGACAUAGACACAAGCUAAGCUCUUCCCAAACCUUCCCUCUGGCUGCGAUGCAUAAUGUUGUUCUGUAAAUGUUGGUAGAUGAAGGGAACUUUUCGGUUCGCUGUGAUGUGUAAGCUUAAACAAACUGAUCAAGUAGGUCGUAUAGAUGGAUCACGAGUGUGGAGUUUACUAAAAAAGUGGAUAUUAUUUUUGAUAUCACUCACUGGCUCACUAGUGAAAAUAACACGCUGCAUUCCACCGCCAUCACUUCCUUUAGCUUGACUUGGAUUGAAAUUGUAUUUAUUCUGUUGGAGUUUCAGGUUCUGAGAUUUUUUAUCAGCUGUUUAACGGGUCUCUCUGCAGUCAUGGCGAGGGAUAUUUUUGUGAUGCCCUUUUGUGCCUUAUUGAUGUGCCUGUUGAUGCUUCUUUUUGAUAUUAGUCACUUAUUCAGUGCCAGUUUGAAAUAAAGUGUUCAUCGGUUCAAC